Messenger RNA from Amphimedon queenslandica, 534 nucleotides. RefSeq lists its product as uncharacterized. The transcript has 3 exons. NCBI's taxonomy places the organism in Eukaryota, Metazoa, Porifera, Demospongiae, Haplosclerida, Niphatidae. Bases 47 to 493 code for a protein of 148 amino acids. The record is from RefSeq and is a predicted model, not a curated record.
ACGAGCAGCUUUGCUUUCUUUACUCCUGUGCUACUCUACUCUACUGAUGUGCUGUGCAUGCGCUACUCAAUACUGCGCAUGCGCAUUAAUUUUCACCAGCCCGGUUACGACUCAGUGGAAACGAGUAGAAAUGAGUCUUAGAAAGCUGAUAAAAGACACCCAGAAGAAGACAAAUCCUUCUUACUUUUUGAAAUACUUUAAGCAAGACGAUACUUAUUCUAUUGUGAAAGCAAACUGUGUAGAAGUUGAGCAGCUGGAAGCUGGUACCUCCUGCAGAGUAAGGGAUGGAAAGGACUUUCAUGAUGGCACAAUAGUCACCUUUGGAGAUAAGAAAGAUGUAAGUAAUGCAGCAGGUGAUAUUAUUGAGAAGAUUGAGAAAGAGUCAGCGGAGAAUAUGGAGAAAGAGUCAGCCAAGAAUAUGGAGAAACAGUCAGCUGAGAGUAUGAAGAAUGAGUCAGACUACAAAGCGUGGCACAAUAAAAAGGAAAGCUAAGAAAAGUGAGAUGGUAUAUAGUAUUACUAACCCUACAUGUA